AUGAGACAGAAGAGAGCCAAGCAGUACCGUAAGCAGAUCCAGGUGCUGAAGACGACGUUCAAGUUCAAGACGCCGAUCCAGUGCGUGGUGGAUGACAGCACGAUUCUGGAGGCGACGAACGCCAACUACGACCUUGUGAAGGGCAUGGACGGCAUCGUGCAACACGAGACGAAGUACUUUGUGACGCAGUGCUGUGUGCAGCACCUUUACGACUCGGAGAACCAGCAGGCGAUCGAUCUGGCGAAGCGGAUGGAAAAGAGACGUUGCGGCCACAAGGACACGCUGUCGUCGUUCGAGUGCAUCAAGAGCAUCACGAACGUGGACGGCGAAAACAAGUACCGGUACCUGGUGGUGACGCAGGACGAGCGGUUGCGGACGAGCUUGCGGAACGUCGCCGGGGUGCCGCUCUGUUUCUUGUACCGGAGCGUGCUUGUGAUGGAGCCGAUGAGCACGGUGACGAAGCGGGUGGUGCAGGCCGUGGAGCGGAUGAAGUUGACGCAGGGCUUGAACAGCGUCGACGCCGGGAAGCGGGUACGAGACGGCGACGAGGACGUGGACCCGGUGCAGCAGGAGGUGCAGGCGCAGCGCAAGAAGCGGGUGAAGGGCGUGAACCCGUUGGCCAUGAAGAAGAAGGCCAAGAAGGCCAAGAAGGACGCGGUGACGACGGGGCCGACCAAGGAGGAUCGGGACCCUUCCGAGGCUGCUGCUGGCGACGGCAAGAAGCGCAGGAGAAGACGGCACACCCACAAGACGAACUCCGCCGAGGAAGAGACCCGGGAGGAGCCUGCUGCAUCUGUUGCCGAGCCUGCAACGCCGGUGGUGGCUGCCGCCGAUGAGUGA
Messenger RNA from Pichia membranifaciens NRRL Y-2026, 840 nucleotides. RefSeq lists its product as hypothetical. The coding region runs from base 1 to 840 and encodes 279 amino acids. Gene Ontology annotation, cellular component: small-subunit processome; nucleolus. The record is from RefSeq and is a predicted model, not a curated record. Lineage: Eukaryota; Fungi; Ascomycota; Pichiomycetes; Pichiales; Pichiaceae. The transcript has a single exon. Gene Ontology annotation, molecular function: small ribosomal subunit rRNA binding.